Messenger RNA from Miscanthus lutarioriparius, 309 nucleotides. The record is from the annotation of a GenBank genome assembly. NCBI's taxonomy places the organism in Eukaryota, Viridiplantae, Streptophyta, Magnoliopsida, Poales, Poaceae.
AUGGCGAAGGUUAGCGUCAUGGCCGGCGUGGUCGCGCUGCUGUGCGUCGUCCUCCUGCUCCUGCCGUCCGCCGUGACGACGACCGAGGCCGGCAGGCAUUUGGGGAUGGGGAGGAGGGACGGCGAGGCCGUGGCGACUGCUGCUGCGUCGACGACCGUGACGGGGACGGGGACGGGGACGGGGCGGCGGCUCCUAAAUAAGGUAAUGCGAGAGGAGAUGGAGACGUCGACGAUGACGGACGGCGACGUUGCCGGUGUCGGCGAGUCCAAGAGGCUGAGCCCUGGCGGCCCGGACCCUCAGCAUCACUGA